CCCAAAUUCUACUCUCGACAAGUUUCAACGCCUUUCAAAGCACCGCUACCAUAAUGCCAUCUACUGCUCAGAACGUCACUCUUUCUGUCAAGACCAAUCUUGGUCGUUACUCCCCAUUUUCUAAGCGGGGUUCUGGUUUCGGUAACCUAGGUGCAGAGAACGGUAAUUGGAGGAGGUCGAGAGGGGACAGCUCUAGCGAUGCAUCGUCUUCUCCUCCGUCUUCGCCGUCAUCCCCAACGAAGGUAGCCUUACCUUGUACCAGCUCUAAUGGUCCUCACAGAAGUACUGCGUCGGCACACAAACAUUCUGCUUUAGCAGUCUACACUAUCAACGACUUGCUUCUGCUUCAGCAGUCACCUUUGGCUCGUAUGUCGCCCGAGACUCGUGGUGCAAUGAAGGAGAAUGUUCCCGAGAUCGUGCUGAGCAGGAAACAGCGACACAACCUCAAGAGGGGAAACGGACAGGGUCAUCGAGCGGUUGCUGCACAACAACAGCAACAGCAUGUUCCUAAUACUCAACCUCCAGCUCUCGAACAGUCUUUACUGGCAAUGAUACCAUCAGUGUCUCCUCGUACUUUGAUUGUACCCACUGCUCCCCUCCAAAGACAACAAAGCAGGUUGAGGAUGAAGAGACGUGCUUCCAAAACUAUUGUCGAUGAACUUAGCUGGCGGAGGGUCCAAAGACCGAGGACGAAUAUCCUUGCUGCAACCAUUGUUGCUCAGUAAACCCGACAUUGACUCGGAUAUCCUAACCACCUACCGGACUUCUCAUUACACAACCCGACGGAUUCCGCGGACUGUCUGUAUCAUUAUUCAUUCCUUGCCGCGUGUACAAUUUAGACGAAGUAACGAUUGUAGAUACACAUUACGAAUAGAUUACAUGAUUAAUACUAAUACUGCGAACUUGAA
Molecule: messenger RNA, 908 nt
Organism: Marasmius oreades (fairy-ring Marasmius)
Lineage: Eukaryota; Fungi; Basidiomycota; Agaricomycetes; Agaricales; Marasmiaceae
Exons: 2
Coding region: 54-725 (223 amino acids)
Source: RefSeq, a predicted model, not a curated record